This is a messenger RNA of Seminavis robusta, 1362 nucleotides long. The record is from the annotation of a GenBank genome assembly. Lineage: Eukaryota; Bacillariophyta; Bacillariophyceae; Naviculales; Naviculaceae.
AUGAUUGCCGCCGUGCCGUUGGAUUUGUACAAUUUUGGACUCUGGGAUUGUUGGAUCAAUGCGGCGCCACUCAACUGUACGCAGUCGUAUUUAUUGGAAGAAGGAGUCGAAAGUGACUGCGAACGAGGAGACAAUGCGUACAUUUACCAGUGGGUAUUUCAUCUCAUGUGGGUCAUGGGAUCGGCGCUCGUCGUGACGGUCAACAUGUUCCUCGUGUAUCGAGCCGUACUCAAGGUAGAACAAGCUACGGACAAGUACAUGACUCCGGGACAGCAAAAGAAACGAGAACGAUCCAAGGCCGUUGCCGUGCAAUCCUACUUUUACGUUGCUGCCAUGUACAUUAGUUGGGGACCCGUCUUGGUGGCGCGCUUUACCCAAUUGAUUGGACUCAAGGCAACCUACGGAAUGUUCGUGUCUCUGGCCAUUACCAUUCCCAUGCAAGGGGUAUGGAAUGCCGUGGCUUAUCUGCGACCACGAUACCUCUUGUGGCGCAAGAAUCAACGCCGCAUAAAACGCGAGAAACUCAAACUCAACAAUAACACUGCCCUCACGGCCAGUAGCCGAUCCGGUCCAGUCUCUUCUGAUGCCAUGAGGGAUAACACCCUGAAGGAUCAGUCGUCCGAUGACAAUAACAACAAUAACACUUUGAACACGACUUCCCGAUCGCGACAUAACAGGACCAAUAAUAUGGUCGCCAACUCCAUUACAAAAUCCACCAUUCGAGCCGUCGCCCUAGGGGUCAUUGUCGAUGAAGAACAGCAACAACAAUCUCCUGCUGAUGAACCACCGUCUGCUGUCAAGGACAAAACCUCCGAUGAUUCCGAUUCCGGCAAUUAUUCUGAUGACGAGUUUUUCAAUGAGACUCAUCAUAGCAACCUUCCAGCGCUCAUGGGAAACAGUUCCCAUAAAUCGAAUUCUUCCAAUCAUUCCCUCCAGUCUCUCUCCAGACUCUCCCCACGACGUAGUGUGUCGACUAAUCCGGCGCAUCGAUCCAUGACCCGGUCUACCAUUCGCGCCAUUGCGCUGGGAAUCAUUUGUGACCCCGAAGACGACAACAACAACCAUUCGGGAGAAGAGUUUUAUGAUGACCAAACCAAUCUAGUACAGGAGCAGCACUUGAUUCCGCCUUUUGGGGACAUGGAAGAAGCUUCCGGGGCUCACAAUCAUCAUCGCGAUGAUGAUGAUUACAACUACUCCGAGGGUCGUCCACCGAUAGUAGAUGGCGAGGAUAGCAGCAGCAGCAACGACUCAUCGCAGGAACGAUUCGUGGAUGAGCAUGACAACAAUCAUGGCGGGGAAGAGACGCUGGAGCAAACUUCCGGGGCGCAUCACCAGGAGCAAGACCCUUUGUAUUUUCUCUGA